Tupaia belangeri chinensis (Chinese tree shrew) is the source of this 732-nucleotide messenger RNA. It is a transcript of the gene GFRAL, whose product is annotated as GDNF family receptor alpha like. Gene Ontology annotation, biological process: nervous system development. Gene Ontology annotation, molecular function: signaling receptor activity. NCBI's taxonomy places the organism in Eukaryota, Metazoa, Chordata, Mammalia, Scandentia, Tupaiidae. The record is from RefSeq and is a predicted model, not a curated record. Gene Ontology annotation, cellular component: external side of plasma membrane; signaling receptor complex.
AUGCACCAUUCCCUCCAUCAGUUUCUGUGCUUUGAAUGGAGCCAGCUCCAUCUACAACUUACAUCCGUGAUGCUGGACAUGGGGUCAGUGUCCCUUGCUUUGUGCUUAUUUUUCCACGACCUGGGCAUAUCGUUGCUUUCAGGAUUCAGUGGGAUCUGGUCCUGUCUGGAAGUGGCAAAGGCCUAUGUAGGGGGCGUGGUUGUCUACAAUGCACUGUUGGCCCUUUACCUUAAAGCUUGCUCAGCAAAUGGAAAUCUGUGUGACGUGAAACCCUGCCAAGUAACCAUACGGUUCUUCUAUCAAAAUUUGCCUUUUAACAUUGCCCAGAUGUUGGCUUUUUGUGACUGUGCUCAAUCUGAUAUACCUUGUCAGCAGUCCAAAGAAGCUCUUCACAGCAAGCCAUGUGCGGCAAACAUGGUUCCACCCCCUACUUGACUCGAUGUAAUUCACAGCUGCCGAAAUGAUGAAUUAUGCAGGAGACACCACAGAACAUUUCAGUCAAUAUGAUGGUAGCAUGUGACUGGAAAGUGCCAUGAAGAUGAGACUUACAUCAGCACUGUAAGCAAACAGAAUCUCACUUGUUCAGGAAGUGAUGACUGCAAAGCAUCUUACAUGGGUACCCUUGGGAUACUUCCUCAAGUGCAAAGCAUCUGUAAGACCAUUACACAAAAUGAGGAAUCUUUGUGCAAGAUUUUCCAGCACAUAUUUCAUAGAAAAAUCCUGCUUCAGUAA